This is a messenger RNA of Somion occarium, 1226 nucleotides long. The record is from the annotation of a GenBank genome assembly. NCBI's taxonomy places the organism in Eukaryota, Fungi, Basidiomycota, Agaricomycetes, Polyporales, Cerrenaceae.
AGGUAUCACUGUAUAUGACCUUGCAUUGGCAUCAAUUUUAUCCGUCUUGUCAAUGGUGCCAAUGCUUUGACCACACUCCAGAUGCAUAAAUACCUCGUACAAAGCUUCACCAGACAAACCCACACGCUAUUUCUGCCUGUGCUUUUCAGCCCCAGUGUUCUUUACUCAAGCUCACCACCAACGAUGUCUGAAUACGUACAGAUGUAUCCCGAUGGUAGCCACUCUCCAAUACGGUGCCCUGAUCCUACAUGUCAUGUACAGGUUGCAAGGUUUGAAGAUUGGCUAGCACACAUCCGGACGCACGUUACGGACGGGAGGGAUGACACUGCUUGCCCAUGGAUGGGGUGCGACCGCGCUUAUCAGCGUCAACAUUGGCUCUACGAACACGUCAAAUCACACAUUGGAUUUAAUGACCUCGUGUGUCCGCACUUAACUGAUUCGCGGCCAGGAAGUAGAGUGCGCUGCACCUACACCAGUUGUUAUUCCCAUCUCUUCGGCACACACAGGAGCAAAAUUCAUGGUUGGAACAAGAAGUGUCGGGACUCUAUCGAUCCUUACGUUGAUGACCUCUCUCAGGACCUUGAGAGCGUUGUGCUCUCAGGUGGAAAUAUUAAGCGGGUGCAAGACCCAGCGGGAGGUGACCGCCGUGACGAUGGCGAUGGCGCUAACCCCCAUCUCCAACCUGAGGAUAUUAAGGCUGAACCGGAGGAUUUGGAUGUUCCAGGACACGGUAUUGGUGCUGAUGGAGAUGGAGUACUACCUGCAGCGAUGCCAAUGGGUGGACCCGGUAUCCCUGGACCUGCCGGACCCAUGCACAACAACCCGAUCCGAUUGAACCCUUAUGGUGUAAACCGCUUACCCUGGAGGCUGGCGCCGCUGCCAGGUAGGGCACUUAUUACGGUUCCCGAGCUCCAUGCUGUCUACAGUCCUCUCGCUUACACUGAAGUCAUCUAUGACGCCCAAGACAGGAGGAUAUGCCGUCUCGUAGUGGAGUACAUCAAGCGUGAAGAGGUUUUGUACAGAAGAAUACCUGUCGAAUAUUAACGGGAUAUUCAGCAACUCUUCUAGUGGUGUCAUAGGAUAUUUGCUUCCACCCAGGUUCCGAUGCAAUUUGACUCCGUAGACUCUGUCUUUCACUUCUCUGAUACCCCGUUUUUCCUCAGAAAUCUGUACAGUACGACGCUCCUUUGCAUUGCCCGUAUGAUAUUUCCGAACUUUUCUGCCUC